Molecule: messenger RNA, 564 nt
Organism: Ostreococcus tauri
Lineage: Eukaryota; Viridiplantae; Chlorophyta; Mamiellophyceae; Mamiellales; Bathycoccaceae
Product: Adenosylcobalamin biosynthesis, ATP:cob(I)alamin adenosyltransferase-like
Exons: 1
Coding region: 1-564 (187 amino acids)
Molecular function (GO): corrinoid adenosyltransferase activity
Source: RefSeq, a predicted model, not a curated record
AUGAAGAUUUACACCAAGACGGGCGACGCGGGCGCGAGCGAUCUGUACACCAUGGAGCGACGGGAGAAGGACGACGCGACGUUCGACGCCCUGGGAGACGUCGAUGAGUGCAACGUCGCGGUGGGCAUCGCGCGGGAGUUUUGCGUCGAGGAGAAGAAUGGAUUGGCGGAGGAGUUGGCGGAGAUUCAGUCGAGGCUGUUGGACGUGGGCUCGCGCGUGGCGACGCCGCUGACGACGUCCGAGGCGCGCGCGGCGGCGCGCGCGGCGUUCUCGGAAGCGCACGUGGAGAUGUUGGAGCGAAGAAUCGACGCGAUGAGCGAAGAGUUGCCGGCGCUGACGAGUUUUUUGUUGGUGUCGGGGGGGCGGGCGAGCGUGUUCUUGCACCAGGCGCGCGUGGUGUGUCGCCGCGCCGAGCGACGAUGCGUCCCGCUCGUUCGUCGGGGGGAGUGUCCGGACGUCGUGCGGGUGUACUUGAAUAGGUUGAGUGAUUAUAUGUUCACCGCGGCGCGGUACGCGGCGAUGAAGGCGGGUCGCGCGGAGGAGCCGUACAAGAAGGCGGCGUGA